UGCUGUUUUGUCGUACAAAGUUCACGAAUUGUCACUUGAUGCGUACACUUGACGUACGCGAGUUGCGAAUCGUCGUGAUUCAUUAAAAAUUGUUCUGUGCGGUGAUGGUCGAUUAAACGAAGCGAUGGGUCGCGAAUGUGACGUAUACGAUUCUGGACAGUGCUGAUUUCAGAUUGCAGAUUCUGCGAACCAUCUGUUUUCGGCAACGAGAAUCUGAAACGUGAUCGUGAACCUGGAUAACGUGAUCUGUAACUCGCGGUAUGCCUUCCAGGAGGAACAAAGGUGGCCUUUUGGCCAGAGUGAACUUUCCCCUUUAUACCCUGCAAAUGCUGACCAGCAGGCACAUCCUGGUGGGUGGUGGGGGUGGCUCUUCUAAAACUGGAGUUGCUAAUGGAUUUGAAAUUUUUGAAUUAUCGCACAACGGAACUCAUUUCAUUGCUGAAGAAGUAACCCGGCAUGAGACAGGUCCUAGUGUGGUCAUGAAUUGUGCUUCACACAACAAUGGCAAGAAGACGUGGAUAGUUGCUGGGCAGGAGAGUCAUUGUCAACUGUAUAGUGUCAAUUCUAAAGUGGUGACUUUAGAGAAUGGAGAAUUAAUCAAAGGAUCAGCCGCGGGGACCAGCAAGGAUGGUCUUAGACAUAGAAGAAACAGUGAGAAAGUCGAGGAAACUCAGUCACAAAACGAAAGGCUAGAGGAAAUCAAAGAUGACAAUUCUAAUAUUAAGAACAAGAAAUUGCAAUUAAUUCUUAAACCUGCUGAUAGUGUGCAGACAGCUUUCGGCAACGGUGAGCCUUUACAAAGAGUUGUUAGAGUAAGCUUGCAUGGGAUGAUUAUGGCCACAGGUGGCACAGACGGUAACAUUAGAUUAUGGAAGUUUCCACAACUGCACAAACUAUUUGAUCUCGAAGCUCAUGGAAAGGAAAUAGAUGAUCUGGACUUUAGUCCGGACAACAAUCUGCUAGUGAGCAUUGCUAAAGAUGGAAAGGCUUUCUUAUGGAACGUGAAUAACGGCAAGCGAGACAAAGAGCUCACUUGGACACCGCCGGAUGGUGUAAAGUACAUGUAUAAAAGGUGCCGGUUCAGAAAAUUAACGGAGGAUAAAACAAAGAUCGAUUUGUUUAUACUUUCGAAUGCUGUUGUGGCGAAGAAUCUGAGCUUUCUCCAGUUGUGGGAUGCUCACGUCGGGACCAUUGCCAAAUCCGCUCCCUACAAAGAGGCGCUAUCAGCCCUGGCCGUUUCUGACGACGGGAAAUUUGUAGCCGUCGGCACCAUGUUUUCGGGCAGCGUCGAUAUAUUUGUGGCGUUCAGUUUGAGAAAGGCGCUUCACGUUCCUGGAGCGCACAGCAUGUUUGUGACCGGCUUGGAAUUCUUACCAACGAAACUGGACGGUCCUGCAAUCACCAGUAACACGGAGACCGCGGUCGUCAGUAUCUCCGUCGACAACAGGAUCUGCAUACACAGUAUACCAUUUAGACAUACACUGCCAUUUUGGUUCGUCAUCAUACUGAUAGUCUUAUGCAUAAGCGGCGCAUUUAUGCUCUGCAGCUAUCUCGGCAUAUGACCCAGAAAAUGCGCGACCGAGAUGAUAAAGCAGGAUGUCUUCUCCUAAUAAUGUUAGAUUGAUAAUUGUUGGCGCGUAUAAGAGAUCAAAUUUAAACACAAAACCGAAAUUUAACGCACGACUUUACUUCAUACGAGUACUUCAUAUGUAAACGGUGAACGCUCAAGGACUUUACAUACGCAAAACGAAGUAGAAGUAUCCACGUAAAAGCGAGUGCACGGCAUUUUGUCGACACGUAAAUUGGCAUUAUGAUAACAGAAUGCACUGUAACUGUGAAUAUGCACAGCAUUAGUGUGAAACUAUUCCGGGAUUGUUUAGUGAUUAAGACCGUUCGCUGUCGAACGAUAGUUGAAUUCGUCGCUAUACACACAGGCAGAUCUUCAGGAAGCGACUUAGGUAUAGGCAUGACGCCAGUCAUAGGUGCUACUGUGAUAAAUAAACUAUGUUGCACCCAUAGAGUGCUUCCAACAGAUCGGUGCCGCACGACUAGCACAUUGAUGUACAUAAAUGUUUUAUCAAUUUUUAGCGCAAUAGAAAGAAUUUAUCAGACGCGACUUUCUGUCGCGAUUGUUCUGUUUCGGUAUGAACACGCUUAAAUGGUUUCGUUUACGGCGGUUUGAGAUGUAUGUUUCUCGUACAGCAGAUUGUUCCCCCCCUUUUUUUUCUAUAAUCAUCUGAUUAUCUCGUAACGCAUUGCAUUUAUGUACUACUAAUUUCUAUGCUUUUCCUGGGUAGCUACUAUGUUCCCAUCGGAAACGUUUCCGAUCAGAUUAAUUCUGUCUUUGCCAGUCCAUUAUCGACAUUUGGAUGGAAAUUUCAAAAACGAUCAAUAUAAUUUCGACACUUUGCGAGCGAGCGGAAAGUCGAUUCGUAUUGAAAUUAAUAUUGACAUUCACGUGUUCAAGUAAUCUUACUUUUAAUUUCUUCAAUAAUUUGUAAAAAAAUGACUUAAAAUGAAUUUUAUAUCACAAUACUUAAACUUUAAUGAAGUUGUUACAGUGACAAGUAUAAAAUAUUCGUAAUUUUUGUACUAUAAUUAUAUAUAUUAUUUUGUGUGUUUAUUUAUUGUAAGUAAAUUCCGAUUCUAUGCCGGUUUUAAAGAGACCUAUUUAUAACAGCUUAAAGACACGGAAUCGCGAUCGGAAAUUCAAGUUUCCGAUCAGAAUUGUAAGGGUUACAUAAUAGCUUCCCUCUGGUUAUAUAUUUCCGAUCGUGCUUUCUUUGCGAGACAUGACAAAUGCUGAAAUAAAUAUUUGUAUCGAUCGACGUUAUAUGAUUAGCAGGAAGGUAUUGCUGCAUUUCACGCGAAUCGUGCUCAUAGAUAUUAUUAUUUAUUUAGAUUUUCUAUAAACAUAUGAGAGUUCCAAUUUUUUGUUAUUUAUUUUACCACGUAAAAUAUUCUGUUUGUAUUAUAAAAUUUCGCUUGAUAAUAUUAAAAUUUAUUCAAAUAUGUGUAUGGAAUUUUGUGCGCAGAAAUCGUGCAAUUUCUAAGCGUCGACCAUUUAAUCGAUAAUAAAUACAUAAUUACAUAAUGAUAUAAUCGUUAUCUCAUGAGUAUUCUUGCCUUUUUCAGAGAGAGAUCUCAGAGUUUGCCAAACACGUACAAGAGAUAAGUGUGAAACAACACGUGUGUCUUGCUAAAACAAUAAAAUUGAUCAUGGCCUU
Linepithema humile (Argentine ant) is the source of this 3227-nucleotide messenger RNA. RefSeq names its product guanine nucleotide-exchange factor SEC12. Lineage: Eukaryota; Metazoa; Arthropoda; Insecta; Hymenoptera; Formicidae. Gene Ontology annotation, biological process: protein secretion. The record is from RefSeq and is a predicted model, not a curated record. Gene Ontology annotation, cellular component: endoplasmic reticulum membrane. Gene Ontology annotation, molecular function: GTPase activator activity; guanyl-nucleotide exchange factor activity; protein binding.